Molecule: messenger RNA, 1236 nt
Organism: Zootermopsis nevadensis
Lineage: Eukaryota; Metazoa; Arthropoda; Insecta; Blattodea; Termopsidae
Source: RefSeq, a predicted model, not a curated record
UCGUCCAGCCCGUAGCUAGUCACUAUACUGACUUAUAUGGCGGACGUAAUUAUUUCUUGGCCAUAAAAUUCCUUUAUUAAUGUGACAUGUAUAAAUGAUUACAGACGUGUCUCCAAGUAGUAAGGCAGUACUUAUAAUUAACUUAAUCAAGUUCGGUUGCUAUGACACAAAUUCGCAGUGCUUAUGAGUUGUCCUGGAGUAGCCACGGCGUUACUGCUUCACUCUACAUAAGUUUCCCGUUGAUUUCCACGGGCCGUUUUCAUGUACACCGUGUUUUGAAAGUAGCUUUACAACUUUGCAGGGGAAUAUAAAUUUAUUUAAAGGACGUGCGCAAUAUUUUUAAAUGCAAAAAUUUAGCCAAACACAUCAAGUUUCAUGUGCCAUACCAAGAAAGCCGGUAGGCCACGUGUUUCUGAAGACGCCGUGGAACAGAUUAGGGAGAGUUUCGCUCGAAGUCCGCGCAAGUCAACGAGAAAUGCAUCUCGGGAAAGUGGGAUUCCACAUGUGAGUGUGUGGCGAGUGUUACGAAGACGUUUACACUUAAGAGCGUACAGAUUAUCCAUGGUUCAAGCCAUUUCAGAUGGUGAUAAACUGGCUCGUAAGGAAUUUUGUACGGAAAUGUUGCGGCGGGUUGAAGACGACGAAGGAUUUCUGGACUCAGUACUUUUCAGUGACGAAAGCACGUUCCAUGUCACUGGUAAGGUCAACACCCACAACUGCAGGAUUUGGGGUAGUGAAAAUCCACGUGCCUUCCUGGAACAUGUUCGUGACGGUCCAAAAGCUAAUGUGUUUUGCGCCCUCAGGAAAAAUAAAGUGUACGGUCCCUUCUUUUUCACGGAGACCAUUACCGGCAUUGUGUAUCUGGACAUGCUCCAACAGUUCCUCAUUCCUCAACUUCACGAAGACGACCAGGAAGGACGCAUUCACUUUCAGCAAGACGGUGCACCCCCUCAUUACCUCGGAGAAGGGCGCGAGUACCUCAACAACCGUUUCCCAGGUCGGUGGAUUGGUCGGGCCCCACCAAUAGCAUGGCCACCUCGUUUCCCGGAUCUAACACCUUUAGAUUUUUCUUGUGGGGAUUUGUUAAAGAUCGAAUGUACGUGCCACCCUUACCUGCAAAUGUGGCCGAACUCCGAACUCGAAUUACCGCCGCAGUUGCUGAAGAGACACAGGAGAUGCUACACCGCGCGUGGCAAGAUAUUGACUACAGAUGGGACUUUUGCCGCAUAACAAAUG